CCGCCGUCCCCGUGGCCAGGAGAACGAGGUGGACGCCAUCCACCCCGGCUACGGCUUCCUGUCGGAGCGGGCGGACUUCGCCCAGGCCUGCCUGGACGCCGGCGUGCGCUUCGUGGGGCCGCGGCCCGAGGUGGUCCGCAAGAUGGGCGACAAAGUGGAGGCCCGGGCCAUCGCCAUCCCAGACCCCAAAUCCCCCAGACCCCAAAUCCCCCAGACCUCAAAUCCCCCAGACCCCCAAUACACUUUUGGGGUCCCGCAGGAGCUGGAGGAGAACUUCUCCCGCGCCACCUCGGAGGCUUUGGCCGCCUUCGGCAACGGGGACCUGUUCGUGGAGAAAUUCAUCGAGCGCCCGCGGCACAUCGAGGUCCAGAUCCUGGGUGACUGCCACGGGAACGUGGUCCAUCUCUACGAGCGCGACUGCUCGGUGCAGCGCCGGCACCAGAAGGUCGUGGAGAUCGCCCCGGCCGCGCGGCUGCCCCCGGAGCUCCGCGCCCGCCUGGCCGACGACGCCGUGCGCCUGGCCCGGCAGGUGGGCUACGAGAACGCCGGCACCGUGGAGUUCCUGGUGGACCAGAGCGGGGAUUAUUACUUCAUCGAGGUCAACUCGCGGCUGCAGGUGGAGCACACGGUCACCGAGGAGAUCACCGACGUGGACCUGGUGCACGCGCAGCUGCAGGUGGCCGCGGGCCGCUCCCUGCCCGAGCUGGGGCUGCAGCAGGAGCGGAUCCGCGUGAACGGCUGCGCCAUCCAGUGCCGCGUCACCACCGAGGACCCCGCGCGCGGCUUCCAGCCCGACACCGGCCGCAUCGAGGCGUUCCGCUCCGGGGAGGGGAUGGGGAUCCGCCUGGACGGCGCCUCGGCGUUCCAGGGCGCUCUGAUCUCGCCCCACUACGACUCCCUGCUGGUCAAGGUGGUGGCGCACGGGCCGGACCAGCCGGCGGCCGCAGCCAAGAUGAGCCGGGCCCUGGCCGAGUUCCGCAUCCGGGGGGUCAAGACCAACAUCCCGUUCCUGCAGAACGUGCUGGCCCACCCGCAGUUCCUGGCGGGCGCGGCCGACACGCAGUUCAUCGACGAGAACCCCGAGCUCUUCCACCUGCGGCCGGGCCAGAACCGCGCCCAGAAACUGCUGCACUACCUGGGUCAGCCGGGGGGCACCUGGGGGGCCCCGGGGGUCUCUGGCUGCCCCCUGACCCCCCUGUCCCCGCAGACCAACAUCCCGUUCCUGCAGAACGUGCUGGCCCACCCGCAGUUCCUGGCGGGCGCGGCCGACACGCAGUUCAUCGACGAGAACCCCGAGCUCUUCCACCUGCGGCCGGGCCAGAACCGCGCCCAGAAAGUGCUGCACUACCUGGGUGCCACGUUCGACGUGGCCAUGCGGUUCCUGCACGAGUGUCCCUGGGAGCGGCUGCGGGAGCUGCGGCGCCUCGUGCCCAACAUCCCCUUCCAGAUGCUUCUGCGCGGGGCCAACGCCGUGGGCUACACCAACUACCCCGACAACGUGGUGCACCGGUUCUGCGAGGUGGCCGUGGCCAACGGCAUGGACAUCUUCCGCGUCUUCGACGCCCUCAACUACGUGCCCAACCUGCUGCUGGGCGUGGAGGCCGCGGGCAACGCCGGCGCCGUGGUGGAGGCCGCGCUCUCCUACACCGGCGACGUGGCCGACCCCACGCGCACCAAGUACAGCCUGGACUACUACCUGGGGCUGGCCCGGGAGCUGGUGGCAGCGGGGACACACGUGCUCUGCAUCAAGGACAUGGCGGGGCUGCUGACCCCCGCGGCCGCCCGGCUGCUGGUGGGGGCCCUGCGGGAGCAGCACCCCGAGGUGCCCCUGCACGUGCACACCCACGACACGGCCGGCGCUGGUGUGGCCUCCAUGCUGGCGGCCGCCCAGGCCGGCGCCGACGUGGUGGACGUGGCCGUGGACGCCAUGUCCGGCAUGACCUCCCAGCCCAGCAUGGGCGCCGUGGUGGCCUGCGCGCGGGGGACGCCCCUGGACACAGGCAUCGACCUGGAGCGCGUCUUCGAGUACAGCGAGUACUGGGAGGCGGCGCGGGGCCUCUACGCCGCCUUCGACUGCACGGCCACCAUGAAGUCGGGCAACGCCGACGUCUACGAGAACGAGAUCCCGGGCGGGCAGUACACCAACCUGCACUUCCAGGCCCACGCCAUGGGGCUGGGACACAAGUUCAAGGAGGUCAAGAAGGCCUACACCGAGGCCAACAAGCUGCUCGGGGACCUCAUCAAGGUGACGCCCACCUCGAAGGUGGUGGGGGACCUGGCGCAGUUCAUGGUGCAGAACGGGCUCUCGCGGGAGGAGGCCGAGGCGCGGGCGGACGAGCUCUCCUUCCCCCUGAGCGUGGUGGAGUUCCUGCAGGGACACAUCGGGGUCCCCCCGGGGGGCUUCCCCGAGCCCUUCCGCUCCCGGGUGGGUCCUGCUGGGCGCUGGCAGGGACUGGGAGGGACUGGGAGGAUGUACUGGAGGCUGUUGCCAUGGCAACAGGAUGCUGUGGUUCCCUGCUGCCAUCUCCGUCGCUGGUUGCCGUGGCACCCGCUCCUAACACUGGUGGAGCUGGAGCGUGGUAAGACGCUGCACAUCAAGGCGCUGGCGCUCGGCGACCUGAACGCGGCCGGGCAGCGCGAGGUUUUCUUCGAGCUCAACGGGCAGCUGAGAUCCAUCCUGGUCCGGGACACGCAGGCGCUCAAGGCAUGUCCCUAA
Onychostruthus taczanowskii (white-rumped snowfinch) is the source of this 2716-nucleotide messenger RNA. RefSeq names its product pyruvate carboxylase (gene PC). NCBI's taxonomy places the organism in Eukaryota, Metazoa, Chordata, Aves, Passeriformes, Passeridae. Gene Ontology annotation, cellular component: cytoplasm. Gene Ontology annotation, biological process: pyruvate metabolic process; gluconeogenesis. Gene Ontology annotation, molecular function: metal ion binding; pyruvate carboxylase activity; ATP binding. The annotation marks the transcript as partial. The record is from RefSeq and is a predicted model, not a curated record. The transcript has 15 exons.